GGAUCAAAUGUGGACCCAACUUCAAUUACGUCGAUGGUUUCACACCCAAUAAUUGUCAAAUUUGGAUGGUUCAGAUGAUUGAAAAGGAUCUAACAUUUCGUCUGACAUUUUAGGAUGAAGAUGAUUCAGUUCAUUUGGUCCAUAAAUGGAUUGCAAUGUUGGUGGCACUGGCAGUGUACCCGCUUGGGGAGGUAGAGAGUUCUUGUAUGUACAAGCACUGUAGUAAUCCGAACUCAGAAGAUGGGGUGGUGGUUAUGGUUCUGGGUUUUGCUUGCUUUUGUUGUUGAGUUUCAGGUUCAUAAGAGUAAUGGGUGCCUGGAGAAAGAGAGGGUCGCUCUGUUGGAACUCAAAACUUCAAUCUUUCAGCCUGAUGGCUCCUCUUUGUCAACUUGGGAUGACGAAGAGGGUGACUGUUGUGAGUGGGAGGGUGUCAAGUGUAACAACACAACAAAGCGAGUUAUCCAGAUUUCACUUAGCGGAGCAAGGCAGGGUGACUGGAACCUAAACGCCUCUUUGUUUCUUCCCUUUGAAGAAUUACAGAGUCUCAACUUAUCUUCUUGUUUGCUUUCUGGUUGGGUUGAGAAUGAAGGUUUCGAGAGAUUGUCUAGAUUGAGAAAUUUGGAGGUGCUUGAUCUAAGUUGGAAUUCCCUUAAUGAUACAGUCUUUUCAUCUCUGAAGAUGCUAUCAUCCCUUAAAUCUUUGAAUCUMAGUAAUAACGCUAUAUUUGAAUCUACUCAUAUUCAAGAACUGGCUGGUUUGAUCAACUUGGAGGUGCUAAAUCUGGGUAAUAAUGAAAUUGGCAGUUUCCCAACCGUUGCAGGGCUCAAAAGCCUAAAGAAGCUGAAGGUUCUAGAUCUACGUGGUAAUAGUUUCGAUACAAGCAUUCUACAAUUUCUUGGUGCACUUUCAUCUCUUGAGAUACUCUAUCUUAGUAAGAAUAAUUUGAAUGGCUCAAUUGAUAUUCAAGUGUUAGAUGCUUUGAGCAAUUUGCAAGUCCUAGGUUUGGCAUCCACCUCGGUCAAUAGAAGUAUUCUUCAAAAUAUAGGGGUUAUGACAUCUCUUAAGGUCUUAUCUUUGAGCAAUAAUGGACUCAAUGAGACUCUAUCAGCUGAAGGUUUAUGCACAUUGAAGAACCUUGAGGAGCUAGAUCUUAGCAUGAAUGGUUUUGAGGGGAACCUUCCUUCAUGCUUAGAAAACUUGACAUCACUUCGUGUGUUGGAUCUCUCUUCCAAUCAAUUUGGUGGAAACAUUUCCUCAUCUCUCAUUACUAGUCUCAGAUCUCUGGAAUACCUUUCUUUAUCUGAUAACCGCUUUCAAGGUCCAUUCUCAUUCAGCUCAUUAGCUAACCAUUCCAAACUCGAAGCAUUUGCAAACAGCAACAAUGAACUGGUACUGGAAACCGAUUACUCACCUUGGGUCCCAACCUUCCAGUUGAAGAUUUUGCUUUUUUCCAACUCCACCAUCAAGAGAUUGUCUGGUUCUAUUCCCAAAUUUCUUCAAUACCAAUAUGACUUGAGAGUAGUUGAUCUUUCCCAUAACAACUUUGAAGGAGAAUUUCCAAAUUGGUUGCUGGAAAACAAUACAAGACUUGAGAUUCUGAACCUAAAGAACAACUCCUUGACAGGUCAGUUUCUUCUUCCAUCCCAUCCUAAUAGAGAUACAUCCAUAUUAGAUAUCUCUAGAAAUCACAUUUCAGGAGAAAUUCCAACAAAUAUUGGCACAAUUCUACCAAAUUUAUUGGUGCUAAAUAUGUCAAGCAAUUCUCUUAGAGGUAGAAUUCCUUCUUCUUUGGGAGAUAUGAAAAGGCUACAGGCUUUAGAUUUGUCGAACAAUCGUUUCUUGGGAGGAAUACCAGAAAACUUGGCAACGGGUUACACCUCAUUGGAGCUCAUUAAGCUAUCAAAUUGUAACUUAAAGGGCCAAAUUCUUCCAUCAUUUUCCAACUUGACUCGCUUGCACUACCUCUACUUAGAUGGAAACCAGUUUACAGGGGAGAUUCCAGAUAUAUUGUCUAACAGUUCCGAGCUAAAGAGACUGGAUAUCAGUCAUAACAAUAUAUCCGGCAAGCUGCCGUGGUGGAUGGGAAACAUGUCAUCAUUGGAGGCACUGAAAAUUACCAACAAUCAUCUUGAAGGUCCAAUCCCGGUUGAGUUCUGUUCACUUAAUGAUCUUAGAAUUAUAGACCUCUCUGAGAACAAUCUUUCUGGCUCUAUACCAGAUUGCUUUAGUCCACCUUUCUUAUUUCAUGCACGUUUUCAGAAAAAUGGGUUCACAGGACCAAUGACAACUGCUUUCUCCAAAAGCUCAUAUUUGGUGACACUAAACAUUGCAAAAAAUUAUUUGACUGGUAGAAUUCCAGAUUGGAUUGGCAAGCUACAGAGUUUGAGCAUUCUACUUCUGGAUGAAAAUAACUUCCAAGGCAAAAUUCCCACUCAGUUGUGUCAAUUGUCCAAGAUAACCAUACUGGAUCUUUCUCACAAUAAUCUUUCAGGUACUAUACCUUCUUGCUUAUCUAACCUAACAUUCAAGGUAGGUUUUCGAUCUGGAAAAUAUCGUCUCCAACAGGGUUCUCCAAUCUACUCAUCAUAUUCAUUUCAAAGUCUAGUGAAGGAAUCUGGUGAUUUGGAUCUGUACCAAGUUAAUUUUUAUAGCUAUAUUGCUGUAUAUGAGGUGACGGAGAUGGAGUUCACAACAAAGACUAGGUCCUAUAAUUACAAGGGCAACUCUCUUUAUUACAUGACUGGAAUUGAUUUCUCAUCAAAUCGAUUAACAGGUGACAUCCCACCUGAAAUUGGGAACUUAGGAAGACUUCGUGCAUUUAAUCUUUCUCACAACCUUUUAGCUGGACCCAUUCCUACAUCUUUUUCAAACUUAGAGAAGAUAGAGAGCUUGGACCUUUCUUACAAUAACUUGGCUGGGACUAUUCCUUCAGAACUAAGCAACCUGAACUCUUUAGCAGUCUUCAGUGUGGCGCAUAACAAUUUAUCUGGUCAAAUUCCAGAUAGGAAGCAAUUUGCGACAUUUGAAGAGAGCAGUUAUGAAGGCAAUCCCCUUCUAUGUGGAUCUCCAUUUGAGAAAAGUUGCAGCACACUUGAGCCAACCCCAUUUAAUAAUGAGAGAGAAGACAAAGAUUUCAUGGACACAGACAGCUUCUACCUGAGCUUUGGAAUUUCAUAUACUACUGUGUUGAUAGGGUUUAUUGGAAUUCUCUAUAUUAACAACAGCUGGCGACGGUUGUGGUUUAAUCUACUUGAUUAAUGUAUCACCUCUUCAAGAAACUUUAGUUYAGACAGAUUCCACUAGCUGUUCAUCUGGGUUGCCUAUAAACUUCAUGGUUGUAUGUAYAAUUCUAUAUAUACAUUUUAUUGAUACA
Molecule: messenger RNA, 3373 nt
Organism: Nelumbo nucifera (sacred lotus)
Lineage: Eukaryota; Viridiplantae; Streptophyta; Magnoliopsida; Proteales; Nelumbonaceae
Product: cuscuta receptor 1-like
Molecular function (GO): protein binding
Source: RefSeq, a predicted model, not a curated record